CUUGUGUACAUUUUCGAAGUGCCGUAUCGUAUUGCGCAAAUAUCGACAUGUGUGGAAACGUAACAUAAAAUUAUUUUUUAUUUCUUCGAUACAAUGACACAAUUAAUUUUAAUGGUAUACAUACAGAAAAAAUUAAUUUUUGUAAAAUGUGAUUAUGUUCGUUUCGGUUAGACGCAGCGAAAGAAUAAUAUAAAAAAAAAAAAAAAGAUGCGGUUGUUCCAAGAAGUUUAGCGUAAUUGCAAAAGUAGGUGACCUCUGUUGGCAAUUGAAAAUCAAUAAAGUGCAGUGGAGUUCGUGGGCACAAUUCGCAGGAAAGGAAAGCAGCUUCAUUUCGAGGUUAUGUUAGCAGAGUUUCUGAACAAGAAGACGCGGAGCGUCGAUUCUAUUUUUGAUCCGGCGAAGUGUUUAUUCUUGCCAGUCGUAGGCGCGCGUCACACAUUAUAAUGCAUCUAAAUGUGAGAAGAAGUCACGAAAGUUCUGUGAGAUAGUACAAACAUGGGUAGAAGAAAAUCUCACGGAUCGUCCAAAAGUAAACAACACGUUCCGCAUCAAAGGCAAUUGUCUAUAACGAGAAGAAACGAGAUAAACGCUUUAUGCGAGAAAUUAUUUCAUCUCAGCAGUAAUUCAGCAUACGCUACCCAACUAUGGAACAACUAUAUAGAGAUAUCGUCAGUUUUGGAGAAGGUUAAACGGUUGGAGGAGAUGAAGACGGAGUCGUCGAAGCGGUCCCAGGGGAUUGGACAAUUUAUGAAUUGGCUCAAAGAGAAUGGGGCAAAUAUUGAUGGAGCAAGCGUAGCUGAGUUCCCAGGAUACGAUUUAGGCUUAAAAGCUGAACGAAAUGUCCUUAAGAAUGAGUUGAUGUUAAGGAUACCGAGAGGACUUAUUUUUAGUGUACAUAAUGCUGCACCAGAAUUAACUGUUCUCCAAAAUGAUCCAUUGAUACAGCAUAUGCCACAGGUAGCACUGGCGAUCGCGCUUCUUAUCGAAAGGCAUAAAGAAAAUUCGAAAUGGAAGCCGUAUUUGGAUAUUCUUCCUACCAGUUAUACCACCGUAUUGUACAUGACUGCUGCUGAUAUGAUCGAACUUAAAGGCAGUCCUACUUUAGAAGCUGCAUUAAAACAGUGCAGAAAUAUUGCAAGACAGUAUUCCUACUUUACCAAGGUGUUUCAAAAUAACAAUAACGCGGUGUCCGCUAUACUCAGGGAUGUUUUUACGUACGAAAGAUACUGCUGGGCUGUCUCCACGAUAAUGACCAGGCAGAACCUACUUCCUAGCGAGGACGGCUCACGCAUGAUCUAUGCCUUGAUCCCGAUGUGGGACAUGUGCAAUCACGAGAACGGGAGAAUCUUCACGGAUUUCAACGAAACAUCAGACAGUUGCGAGUGUUACGCUCUGAGGGAUUUCAAGAAAGGAGAACAGAUAUUCAUUAGUUACGGACCUAGAACGAAUUCCGACUUUUUCGUACAUUCUGGAUUUGUUUAUAUGGAUAAUAAAGAAGAUGGCUUCAAACUGCGUCUUGGAAUUAGCAAAGCCGAUUCUCUGCAAAAGGAACGUAUAGAAUUAUUGAACAGAUUAGACCUACCUCCUGUGAGCGAAUUCCUGUUGAAACCAGGAACGGAACCAAUUUCUGAUUUAUUGCUGGCGUUUUUGAGGGUGUUCAGUAUGCGUAAAUCCGAACUGACGCAUUGGCUGCGAUCGGAUCGGGUUCACGAUUUGAAGCACAUGGAUUGCGCUUUGGAAACUGUCGUCGAGGAGAACAUCAGGAAGUUUCUGCUUACCAGGUUGCAGCUCUUAAUUGCUAAUUACCCGACGACUCUGAAGGAAGAUCUUCAGCUGCUCGAAACGUCGUUGCCGCAAAUUAAAAAGUUAGCCAUUCAACUAAGAGUAACGGAAAAAAAGAUUCUUUUAGCUGCUCUCGAAUACGUGGAACAAUGGAUCAAGGCUUAACGAAAAAUUCACGAACUGAUUUUCUUUUCUGAGAUCGUUCUAAUUCUAUUCGACGUGGGUUUGAUAUAAACAAAAAUUUAGCCAAAAUAAUUCUUUGAAUGAUUAAAGGUACAUAUAAAAAAUAGUACGAGAUAAGCAAAACGCAGGCAGAAAAGGGAGCAAUGGUGUAAAGUAUACUAAUGUGUAUAAACAUUCAACAAACUAUAUAUACAUAUAUAUAUAUGUGUAUGUACGUGUAUUAUUAACAACUAUACAAUGCAAUGUAAAGUAAUUACGUGUUCCAAAGGAUCUCGAUUCUUGUUUUCGAGAGAUGAGAACUUUACAAAAUAUAAACUGUGUUUAUCUAACGCGUAAAUAUUUUUCGUCGAGCUUAUACUUCCAGUCAAUGUGCUAAUCAAGUUCUAAUCUCUGAUGACAAGAUUUGACGAACGCAAUACAUUUAUUUCAGCUUUGAUAAAAAAAAAAAGAACAAAAACAAAAAUGUACAAAUGAAAUGUUAUUAUUCAUGAAUAUUUAUUUUUCAAAGAGGAUAGUUCAGAGAUCUAAUUCUUUAUGUAAGCUAUUACGUGGUUUACACGGGCCUACGAAAUCAGACUUACAAACAAUUAUGCGCCGUAAGAUUUACCAAUAUAUCUAUCGAAUUCUAAUAGUACACAUAAAAAUAAGACAAGCAGCGAGUUCCAGAUAUUUCCCAGCCAUUACAGUUGUAUCAUAUCAUGUUUACCCCUAAACUUCUAUGCGGUGAUUUAAGAAAACUUUGCGCUUACACGGAUAUUAUAACUAUACUUUAAAAAUUUAUCUACACAAAGGCGUAAAUGUUUCGAUCUCAUAUAAUAAAAAAUAAUACCAUAAUAAAUUAGAUGGCGCUACAGCAGGACUGAUAGCUUUCUGUAUUGCUUUUUCAAUACAGCGGGGCAGACAUGAUACAAUUAAAUACAAAUGUUACGUUAACUUAACAUUACAUUUUCCCCUAAUAUAAAACACAGAGAAUGUAUGGUUACAUUACUUCGACGAAUCGCUAAAAAAAGUUAUCGUCUUGUUAUCUGAUCCAAAAAGUUCUAUAAGUAGAGUGAUUGUAUGAGAUUCUUAAUUAUAUUCUUAAAGUGAUAUUAUCGACUUCGUGACAAUACGAGUAACCGGAUGAAUGACGAUAUUCUGUAUCUUAUAUAAUCGCUAAAAAAAUAUACCUGUACAUGUUCAUCCUUUCUUCAGGUGAGGUCAAACUGCAAUACAGUUUAUUUAAGAACUUUUUGAUCAGAUAA
Hylaeus anthracinus is the source of this 3209-nucleotide messenger RNA. RefSeq names its product actin-histidine N-methyltransferase (gene Setd3). The coding region runs from base 496 to 1947 and encodes 483 amino acids. Lineage: Eukaryota; Metazoa; Arthropoda; Insecta; Hymenoptera; Colletidae. The transcript is spliced from 7 exons. Gene Ontology annotation, molecular function: histone H3K4 methyltransferase activity; protein binding; transcription coactivator activity. Gene Ontology annotation, biological process: peptidyl-lysine monomethylation; peptidyl-lysine trimethylation; actin modification. The record is from RefSeq and is a predicted model, not a curated record.